Candidozyma duobushaemuli is the source of this 879-nucleotide messenger RNA. RefSeq lists its product as uncharacterized. The record is from RefSeq and is a predicted model, not a curated record. Lineage: Eukaryota; Fungi; Ascomycota; Pichiomycetes; Serinales; Metschnikowiaceae. The transcript has a single exon. Gene Ontology annotation, biological process: protein deubiquitination. Bases 1 to 879 code for a protein of 292 amino acids. Gene Ontology annotation, molecular function: cysteine-type deubiquitinase activity.
AUGGAUGAGCUUCUAGCACGCCACAAAAAGGAGCAGCGGGAUUUGGUGAAUCGGAUUACGGGUCUCAAGAAGCAGGCGACCAAGAAGAACCGGAAAUCCGUGAAUUCCCAGUGUGUCCAGCUUCAGAGCGACCUCGAUGCCAAACAGAAGCAAGAAAUAGACGACUUCAAUGGCGUAGAGCCGGAGAAAGACGUUUCUCCAGAAGAGCUUUUGGCUUCCAUGGCCAUCGAAGAGAAAAACGAGCUGGAAGAGGCGGUUCCAGAAGCAGGUCCGAAGAAGAGAAACAGAGCCAAGGAGCGGUUGCAAAAAAGACUAGUACAAGAAGAGGCUAUCCGGAAUCAGGCUCGAGAGGAGGCGGCUGGAGAAACAGACUACCGUGCCAUUGAGCAGGAGCUGAUGAAGAAGGUGCUAGCAGCCAAUGGGCUUGAGCCGUGGGAAAUAAAGCCUGAUGGACACUGUCUUUUUGCUUCGAUCCAGGACCAGCUCAAGCAGAGAGUUGGUAAGCAAGUUCUGGUGGAGGAGUUACGAAAAGAGGCUGCCGAAUUCGUGAGAACCCACCGUGACGAGUUUGUGCCGUUUUUGUUUGACGAGUCCACGAUGUCCUUGAGAGACGUUGAUGAGUACACCCGGGAGCUUGAAACCACGGCAAUGUGGGGGCUGGAUAUGGAGAUAUUGGCCCUUUCGAGGUGCUACGGCGUGAAAAUCCGUGUUUUCAGUGCCGGCCUGGCGCCCAUUGACUUUGAGCCUGAAACAACCAAAAAGAAGGAUUCCGAGGGCACCGAGCCUGCCACGAAUGUCGCUGUGCUCUACUUGGCGUUCUACAAACACAGCUACGGCUUGGGCGAACACUAUGACUCCGCCAGGGACGCCUCUAACUAG